AUGCAACAAAUCUUCCCAAACACGAAAUCCCCAUACAUCGCCAACGGGCCCAUGCACGGCUAUGCGUACAGCCGUCUAGCAAGCGCCGUUUCAUCUGCCGGGGGCUAUGGGUUCAUAGCUGGCGGCACCGAUUUCAGAACGGGGUCUCCACAGCUCGAACAACUGCAAGCGGAGCUCAGCACAGCUCGAUCACUUCUUAGGAUCGCAAGCCCCGAUGAAAAGCUCCCCAUAGGUAAUGGAUCCGACCAUGAGCCUAUCAUCACGGCUGUUCAUCAGCUCCGAGAGAAGGAGAACUGGGAUGUGAAAGUGUUCGUGCAGGUUGGGACGGUCCAGGCUGCGAGGGAGGCGAUCAACUAUGGGGCGGAUGUACUGGUCGUUCAGGGGUCGGAUGCGGGUGGGCAUCAGUGGGCGCAGGGGGCGAGUCUGAUUUCGCUCAUUCCGGAGGUGAAGGGGCUACUUCACGAGUUGGAUAAGACGGAGGAGGUUCGUUUGUUGGCUGCGGGUGGUAUUGUUGAUGCGAGGGGGAUGGUUGCGGCUAUGGCGUUAGGUGCGGAUGGAAUCGUUAUGGGAACGAGAUUUAUUGCUACCGUUGAAUGCGCAGGUCCGGAUGUCGCAAAACAAAAGAUCAUUUCCACUACUGACGGAACCUCAACGACAAUUAAAUCACGGAAGCAUGAUGUGUUCAAUUCGACCGACUUCUGGCCUAGGCAAUAUGAUGGCAGGGCCAUCAUCGGUCGCAGCUACGAGGACUUUCAGAGCGGCGUUACAGAUGAAGAAAUCCUCAAACGACAUAGCGAGGCUAUGGAAAAGGGAGAAGAUGAUAGAACCAUUAUAUGGGCAGGCACUGGAAUCGGGUCCAUCAAGGAGGUGACGACUGUUAAGCAACUUCUGAAUGAUGCUCGAUCGGAAGUCCGAUCAAUAGUGGCACAGAUGAACAAUGCUUUUAGUGAGACAAUUUGA
Messenger RNA from Aspergillus pseudotamarii, 960 nucleotides. Its product is annotated as NAD(P)H-dependent flavin oxidoreductase. NCBI's taxonomy places the organism in Eukaryota, Fungi, Ascomycota, Eurotiomycetes, Eurotiales, Aspergillaceae. The transcript is spliced from 6 exons. The coding region runs from base 1 to 960 and encodes 319 amino acids. Gene Ontology annotation, molecular function: nitronate monooxygenase activity. The record is from RefSeq and is a predicted model, not a curated record.